AGAAACCUAGAAAAAACCAACCAAUCACAGAAAAAAACCAAAAGAACAUUUAGAAAAAAAAAAAAAAGGGAAAUCCAAGAACCCCACUGAAAGAUUCAAUCUUUUUGCAUCCAUCAACUCACUUACCCAUCUCAGAAAUCCUACCUAAACCCUUCAAAGUUUCUCCAGCUUUUCCCAAAUCCGUUCUAAGAAACGCAAUGAUUUGAUUUCCAGCCUUUCUUUCAACGCACCCCAAGGAGCAAGAAGUCCAGGACGGAGGGAGGAAGAUGGAUUUCUUACAGAAGACAAGGCCUUCAAUCUUGUUCCUCUGCGUCAUCAUCUCCAUGGCUCUGUUCCCAGAUCUUGAGCACACCAUUGUUGCAGAGUCUGCAACAGCUGACUACACAACCUUAAUCUACAAGGGCUGUGCAAGAGAACAGUUCUCAGAUCCAUCUGGUCUCUACUCCCAAGCCCUCUCUGCCCUGUUCGGUUCUUUGGUGUCUCAAUCCACGAAAACCAGGUUUUACAAAACCACCACUGGAACCAGCCAAACCACCAUUAGUGGGUUGUUUCAGUGCAGAGGAGACCUCAGCAACAAUGACUGCUACAACUGUGUCAGUCGACUUCCUGUUCUGUCCGUGAAGCUCUGCGGCAAAACCAUUGCAUCUAGGGUUCAGCUCUCUGGCUGUUAUCUUCUCUACGAAGUUGCUGGUUUUGCCCAAAUUUCAGGAAUGGAGAUGCUGUAUAAGACGUGCGGUAAGAGCAACGUGGCGGGGACAGGGUUCGAGGAGAGGAGGGACACGGCGUUCGGGGCCAUGCAAAACGGCGUCGUGUCGAGCCACGAAGGCUUCUACGCGACCACCUACGAGUCUGUCUACGUGCUCGGCCAAUGCGAAGGCGAUGUCGGAGAUUCCGAUUGCGGCGUUUGCGUUAAGAACGCCGUCGAGAAAGCUCAGGUCGAGUGUGGAAGCUCAGUCUCCGGCCAAAUCUAUCUGCACAAGUGUUUCAUCGCUUAUAGCUAUUACCCGAAUGGUGUUCCUCGAAGAUCUUCUUCAUCUUCGUCUUCGUCUUCGGCUUCGGAUUCUUCGCCAUCGUCUUCUUCAGGGGCAGGGGCGAAUACAGGCAAAACUGUGGCAAUAAUACUAGGAGGAGCUGCUGGCGUUGGAUUUCUAGUCAUCUGCUUGCUCUUUGCUAGAGGCUUGAUGAAGAAACAUGAAGAUUAUUGAGAUGGGAAGAAGGCAAACAAAAGAGAAUAUAUAUGUACUGCUUUUGAGGUGCGGUU
Molecule: messenger RNA, 1261 nt
Organism: Tarenaya hassleriana
Lineage: Eukaryota; Viridiplantae; Streptophyta; Magnoliopsida; Brassicales; Cleomaceae
Product: cysteine-rich repeat secretory protein 3-like
Exons: 4
Coding region: 267-1205 (312 amino acids)
Biological process (GO): transport of virus in multicellular host; plasmodesmata-mediated intercellular transport
Cellular component (GO): plasmodesma
Source: RefSeq, a predicted model, not a curated record